Messenger RNA from Echinostoma caproni, 1053 nucleotides. Lineage: Eukaryota; Metazoa; Platyhelminthes; Trematoda; Plagiorchiida; Echinostomatidae. The record is from the annotation of a GenBank genome assembly.
GUUUUACCAAUGGCUGAACGUACCGGUGUGAUUGAAUGGUGUGAAGGUACUAUUCCUUUAGGAGAAUGGCUUGCUGCUGAUCGAGUUGGGGCGCAUCAGCGUUAUCGGCCGCGGGAUAUAACUCCGGCCGAGGCUAAGCAACGCCUUGCCGCAGUUCGGGAUCGUCCACCGGAACGUCGACGUGUGGUGUUCGAGGAAAUCACAGAAAGGUUGAAACCGGUUCUGGCCUACUUCUACUUGGAAGAAUUCCCGGACGUUCGGGAUUGGUGCUUGGCUCGAGCUGCGUAUACACGCUCCUUGGCUGUGUCCAGUUUGGUAGGCUAUCUGGUCGGUUUGGGGGAUCGACAUCCACAAAAUAUUCUUCUCCAUCGACGCUCCGGUGAACUGGUUCACAUUGAUCUGGGUGUGGCAUUCGAUCAGGGUCGUCUGUUGCCCACACCCGAAAUGGUUCCGUUUCGACUGACCCGAGACCUCAUUCAUGCUCUCGGACCGCUCGGAUUACAGGCCGGGUUUGUGCCCGCUGCGGAAACUGUCCUCGCCACACUUCGCACAGGUGGGGAAGUGAUUCUCACCCUGCUCCAGGUGCUACUCCACGAUCCCCUUUAUUCGUGGUCCCUCAGUCCUGCCCAGCUGUGUGCAUUAGAAGUGCGUCGAGCUGAACUACUUCAAACGGCCGGUGCUCAGACCAAAUCGAACUCGGUGUUUGCAGACCAAACCAACUUACUCGGGGAUACUGUUCGUGUGACUGAUCGGUUGAAUACGACGAAAAACACCCUGGACAUGAGUAUCACGAAUAUGGACACCACGCGCACUGGUCCAGGGCGAACAAGAGAACCGGUGAACCAAUUGGCGGAACGUGUUUUACUGGGCGUACGAAGCAAAUUAGAAGGUCGUGUGACUGGAAAUCUGGCUGCCUCUUCCGAUGGCAAUCCUGCUCGAUGUGGUGGUUUAGACCAGCUGGAUGUGGCUGGUCACGUGGCUCUACUGGUUCGUGCUGCCACCGAUCCGGCCAACUUAUCACGCAUGUAUUUCGGUUGGCAGGCCUAUCUCUGA